AUGCAUAAGAGGAAAUAUACCUUAGAACUCAUUUCAGAAGUUGGAUUGUCUGCUGCCAAACCUGCAGCAACACCUAUUGAUACAAACAUCAAGCUCACUUCAACACAAUAUGAUAAGGUAAAUACAAAGAGUCAAGCUGAAGAAGAUUCCUUGGUUGAUCAAGCUACUUAUCAAAAACUUAUAGGGAAUUCAAACUCUAAGUCAGUUUCUCAGCAGCCUAAACAAUCAAACAUGACAACAACCUUAAGGAUAGUAAGGUAUAUAAAAAAUCAACCAGGUCAGGGAAUACUCUUAUCUAGCAAAAACAAUAAUGUUGUGAUUGCAUACUGUGAUGCUGACUGGGCUGCCUGCCCUAUUACUAGAAGAACUGUCAUUGGUUUCUUAAUCGAGAUUGGUGACUUAUUAGUGUCAUGGAAAUCUAAGAAGCAUACCACAAUUUCUAGAAGCUCAGCAGAAGCUGAGUAUAGAAGUCUUGCAAUAACUGUAGCAGAACUUAUUUGGUUGAUAGGAGUUUUGAAAGAAGUGGAAACAGACAUCAACCUACCAGUUGAAAUUCAUAGUAACAGCAAAGCAGCCAUACAAAUAGCUGCAAAUCCUGUUUAUCAUGAAACGAACUAA
This is a messenger RNA of Nicotiana tabacum (common tobacco), 618 nucleotides long. The record is from RefSeq and is a predicted model, not a curated record. NCBI's taxonomy places the organism in Eukaryota, Viridiplantae, Streptophyta, Magnoliopsida, Solanales, Solanaceae.